UUGCUCCUCCUCCCCGUAGAUUUGGUUUCUCCACUGUUUCUGAACUGAAACUGUGUCGCCGCGAAAUUGGAAAUGGCCUUUGGCUUCAUAGACUCCGAUGCUGCAGACGAUCCGCUCUUUCCUUGGCUACUGAAAAUAAGGAAAGCGAUGGAGGAUAUCUACUCCGGUAAUGAUUCCAGUAAAGAUCUGGACGCCUUGCUGUAUGAAUGUAUCUCCACUUUCAAGCACGAUGCUCGCUACCAAAACGACGUCAGAUUCCUUAAGAUCUGGUUCCUCUACCUUGAGGGUAACGAAGAUUUUGAAAGGGUUUACGGUGAAAUUGAAGAAAACAAAAUUUGCAUAGGGCAUUCUUCGCUCUAUGAAUGGUAUGCACUCUUUCUUGAAGUUAAAGGAUUAUGGCAAAGGGCGCAAUCAGUCUACCAGACUGGCUUUUCAAGGAAAGCUGAGCCGCUUGACAGGGUGAAAGAAGCUUAUUCUUUGUUUAUUAAAAGAUUAUCAAAGAGGGCAAAUGCACCUUCCCUUCAAAAGAUCGAUGAUGACAACAACAACGAGGCUAAUGAGCUUGAAACCCGGUUUGUUAAUCCCUGGUCAGCCUCCACGGUGAAAGCUUUGAUACAUAAGAUAAAUCCUCAGCUAGUAAAAUAUACAGGGUACUAUGCAAGCAACAAAGCUUUCCCGGGAAAAGCAAACCUUGCAUCUUUGCAGAAUUCAUCAAGAAAUAAGAUUAUUGAGAUAGGUGGAAGGAAGUACCAGAUCAAGGGCUGUGCUGGUCAAGGUGCAUUUGCUCUAGUGUUCAAAGCAUACGUCAACUCCAAUCCCGAUGAAGUCGUGGCUUUAAAGAUACAAGAACCACCUUUCCCUUGGGAAUUCCACAUGUAUCGUCAACUUGACCGCAGGAUUCCAGAGAAGCGAAGGCCAAGUUUUGGAUUGGCUCGGAGAAUGCAUCUCUAUUCAGACUACAGCAUACUUAUCUGCGAUUAUCUUUCCCAUGGGACACUCCAGGAUGUCAUAAACUCAUAUGUCGUUGUUGGCAAGUCCAUGGAAGAAGUGUUGUGCAUGUAUUACACUGUAGAGAUGCUCUACAUGCUGGAGACUUUGCACAGUGUUGGCAUCAUUCAUGGUGAUUUUAAGCCGGACAAUCUUCUAGUCAGAUAUUCUUCAGACAACCUUACAGAAGAAGGUUUCUGUGAAAGAAGCGGUCCUUGGAGUGAUCAGGGUCUUUGCCUUGUCGACUGGGGUAGAGGCAUAGACUUGAAACUUUUUCCAAGCACCACGGAAUUCACAGGAGAUUGCAGAACCUCUGGUUUUCGUUGUGUGGAGAUGAAGGAGAACAAGCCCUGGAAGUUUCAGGUGGACACCUAUGGACUCUGUGUCAUAGUCCACAUGAUGCUUCACAACAAGUACAUGGAGGUUGAAAAGAGGCCAUCGCCAAAAGGAGGCCACGUUAAUCUGCCAAGUGCAACAUUUCGAAGAUAUUGGAAGGUGGAAAUGUGGAAAGAGCUAUUCACAAAGCUGCUAAACAGCGAGACGAGUGAAGAUGACACAGAGAUGUUGAGGAGCCUUAGAAAAUCGUUCGAAGGCUACAUUUGCUCUGACCCCAAGCUCCUGAAGAAACUAAAGGAGUUACUAGCCAAGCAACGUGUCUCCUUGUGUUCUUCGUAAAUAUGUCUCCUUCCCUCCACUGUCCUUUUACUGAAUUUCUAUGUAAAUUCUGAGUUGGGCAUCUUUGUCUGAACAAAGUUGUAGAAACUGCUGUCUUGUUUUUCAAAUUUGUAUCUCUUUUUCUUUGUUUAGCCAAGGCUGAAACCGUGCUAGCUUGGGUCUAUGUGAGGAGUGGGAACAAAAUUAAUAAUUUUCUAUUAUCAUCUA
Molecule: messenger RNA, 1869 nt
Organism: Tarenaya hassleriana
Lineage: Eukaryota; Viridiplantae; Streptophyta; Magnoliopsida; Brassicales; Cleomaceae
Product: mitotic checkpoint serine/threonine-protein kinase BUB1
Exons: 14
Coding region: 73-1662 (529 amino acids)
Biological process (GO): mitotic spindle assembly checkpoint signaling; protein phosphorylation; meiotic sister chromatid cohesion, centromeric
Molecular function (GO): ATP binding; protein kinase activity
Source: RefSeq, a predicted model, not a curated record